AUGAAAUAGGAAGAAUACAAAUGGAAUGAAAAGUUAUGGAAACCUAUAAUUAGACCUCCAAGGUAUUCAUACAAACUAAGCGGCCUUGGAAGUGAAGCUUUUAUGGUUCAAGGUGUUGUUGUUAAAAGAACUGAUUUUUCAAUAAAAAAUAAUCGUAAUCUCUUAUUGCAAUGCAGGUAUUAUUGAGAAAUAUCACAUAGUUUAUUUGAACCAAUAAAGUUAAAGGAUAAGCCACAUCCCUGCAUCAUAUAUCUACAUGGAAAUUCAGGGUGUAGGAUAGAAUCGCAUUCAAUAAUAGAUUAUGUGAUUCCAUCUAAUAUUUCAGUAUGUGGAAUUGAUUUAUCUGGUACUAAUCUGCUGUAAUAAUCAAGGAUCGGGUUAAUCGUAAGGAGAAUAUAUAUCCUUGGGGUAUUGGGAAUCUGAAGAUGUUUAGUGUCUGUAUAAUUAUUUGAGAGUAGAAAAAGUAUUUAUGUCAUCUAUUAAAAAAUGAGUAAUAUAACAUCAGUUGGAUUGUGG
Molecule: messenger RNA, 516 nt
Organism: Paramecium octaurelia
Lineage: Eukaryota; Ciliophora; Oligohymenophorea; Peniculida; Parameciidae
Source: the annotation of a GenBank genome assembly